This is a messenger RNA of Haliotis rubra (blacklip abalone), 530 nucleotides long. RefSeq lists its product as uncharacterized. The coding region runs from base 87 to 530 and encodes 147 amino acids. The transcript is spliced from 4 exons. Lineage: Eukaryota; Metazoa; Mollusca; Gastropoda; Lepetellida; Haliotidae. The record is from RefSeq and is a predicted model, not a curated record.
UUAAUUUAUGGUGUUGAUGAUUCUUUGUUAUAAAGUGUAAUAAAUAUUAUAACAUGGGGUUCUAAAAAGAAUAUGAGUUUAAUAGAAUGAAUCUUUUUCAGAGUAUCACUGACAGCCUAAAUGCUGGGGGCUCAGUGAAAACGACCAAAGAAGAAAUCGAAAAGAAGUGGAAGAAUAUUAAAAGAAGCGGCAAGCAGAGUUAUUCAACCUUCCACAGGGCGACAACAACUACUGGCGGCGGUCCUCCACCAACACCACUCAGUCCUGUUACUGCCAAUGUCAUUGACGUCAUUGGGAGAGACAAUGAAAUCCUAACAGGGAUUAUUCAGACCAUGGACUCCACAAUGCUGCAAAUCUUGAAUAUGCAACCAGCUCAACAAGGAUUUUGUGAACAAGUUUGUGAACCAGCACAGGUCUUUCACAUUCCAAGUUCAUCACCUCAGCUCUAUCAACAGGUCCCACCACAACCCUCAGCUGCCUCAUGCUCUGAUGAGAGAAAAACUGCACUGACCAAAUCCUCUCUCCACUGA